UGGCGGCCAGUGGCGCGGGACGCGCUUUUGGCCCGGGCCUUCCAUUCGUGCACCGAACUGCGGGGACGGUUCUAUCUGGUAGGGGGUCUCCUAGCAGGAGGGGCGAGAGAGCCCAGCAGCGAUACGGUGGUCUUCGACCCGGCCGAGGGCCAGGCCGUGCGACUGGGCGCCCGGGGCAGUCCCCCACGCAGUCACCACGACGCGGCAUCCGUGGGCGGGCGCUGGCUGUGUGUGGUGGGCGGCUGGGACGGGUCGCGCCGCCUGGCCACGGUGACCGCUCUGGACACGGAGCGCGGAGUGUGGGAGGCGUGGACAGCGACGCCUGGCAGCUGCCCUCCUGCCGGCCUCAGUAGUCACACCUGCACCCGCCUCUCCGACCGAGAAUUGCGGGUGGCCUGCCGGGAGGGCGGUGUCCGCACUCAGCGUCGCUAUGGCAGCAUCUACACGCUAAGGCUGGACCCCAGCGCCCGCACCUAUUGCUACAAGGAGGAGGCCUGCCACACAGCCUCCCGCUCAGGUCACUGUGCUGCCCUGCUCCAAACACCUGGGCCCCACCCAGGUCACCAGCUGUUGCUCUUUGGGGGCUGCAACUCAGCUGAACCAGAAGUAGCUGGGCAUUGGAGCCAGGGGAAGAUGAAGGAGGAACCACCUGUUGCUCCUCAUUUGAUGGAACAGCUGGCAAGGCUUGUGAGCAGUGGGCAGGGGUCUCGGAAGGGGCCCCACGGACUACGCCAUCACUCGUGUUCUGUGGUGGGGCCCUUUGCUGUGCUGUUUGGUGGAGAAACUCUGACCAGAGCCAGAGACACCAUCUGUAAUGACCUCUACAUCUAUGAUACCCGCAAGUCUCCUGAUCUGUGGUUCCACUUCCCCUGUGCAGACCGUGGGCUGAAACGUGUGGGCCAUCGAACCUGCCUUUGGAAUGAUCAGCUUUACCUGGUUGGGGGUUUUGGUGAGGAUGGCAGGACGGCUAGUCCACAGGUUUGCAUUCUGGACCUCUUUAUCUAAAGAACAGUGCCAAGACACACCACCAAGCCUGUUUUAUUGCAUACUCAUAAGCAUUCUCACCAGAGCUAUCUCCUUCACCUCAAAUGCAUAUUAAAUUUCAAUCUGAGUGUCA
Molecule: messenger RNA, 1117 nt
Organism: Carlito syrichta (Philippine tarsier)
Lineage: Eukaryota; Metazoa; Chordata; Mammalia; Primates; Tarsiidae
Gene: KLHDC9
Product: kelch domain containing 9
Exons: 4
Molecular function (GO): cyclin binding
Source: RefSeq, a predicted model, not a curated record